Spirodela intermedia is the source of this 2184-nucleotide messenger RNA. NCBI's taxonomy places the organism in Eukaryota, Viridiplantae, Streptophyta, Magnoliopsida, Alismatales, Araceae. The record is from the annotation of a GenBank genome assembly.
AUGGAUUGCAACCAAGAUGAGGCCCUCAGGGCGAAGGAGACAGCUGAGAGGAAGUUCAUAGCCAAGGACAUUGAAGGAGCCAAAAGAUUCGCAUUGAAAGCCAAGAGCCUUAACCCCAGGUUAGAUGGCAUCUCCCAGAUGAUAGCCACCCUGGAUGUUCAUCUCUCUUCCACUACGGUGGUCAACGGGGAGAAGGACUGGUACUCGAUCCUGGGCAUCAAGCCGUCGGCUAAUGAGGAGAUGGUGAAGAGGCGAUACAGGAAGUUUGCUCUGAUGCUUCACCCUGACAAGAACAAGUCCAUCGGCGCCGAAGGCGCCUUCAAGCUUAUCUCCGAGGCUUGGAGCAUCUUGUCUGACAGAACCAGGAGAAUGGCGUAUGAUGAGAAGAGAAGCAUCAAGGAGAAGCAGCGCAAGGUCCCCCAGCCCAAGAGGGACCCUCCCUUCUCGUACCCUGACAAUGGGCUCUAUCACUUUGAUGGUGGUGGAGCCUCUGGCGUGAGGACCCAGAAGAAUUCUUCUUCUCAUCUGGGGACCCCUGCAGUUCCCCACACCAACACGUUCUGGACCUCAUGCAAGCUGUGCAGAAUGCAGUACGAGUAUCUUCGGGUCUAUCUGAAUCACACUCUUCUCUGCCCCAACUGUCACGAGCCCUUUCUGGCGGCUGAGAUCCCCUUUCCUUCUAACAGCGUCAAGUCUUCUGUUCCCUGGCCCACGGAGCAGUGCCAUCAGAAUCCGAGAAGAAGGCAUGGAGCCAAGAACGCCCAUGGCCCUCGAGAAGAAGGCAAAAGACCCUCUGGAUCCCAGCGAGGAUCUGUCUCUAAUUCACAUGACAAUCAGGACUUUCAGUGGGCUGCCUCUUCUGGUGCAGCGGGCACAGCAGCGUCGUUUCAGACGUCAGAGGAAGUGAGGAGGGAGCUCAAGGAGGGAGAAGCACCUGGAGCAAAGAGAGCAGAGGGGCCGCAUAGGAAGGGGCAGAGCAGGCCUGCCAAGAGAAGGAGCGUUGAUAGUGACAGUGGAAAUGGUUUCACGGUGGACGAGUCCCAGAGGAAACCGGCGGCCUGGGGCGGUGCCGGUGCCAAUGCUUCUGAGACGGAGGGCGGUGGCAAUGGCUUUGUGGGAGAUCCAAGGAGAGGCAGGCAGGCUUCCAGGAGAAGCGGGGCCUCGGGGAAGGAGUUCCCACAGGUGGAUAUCAGAAGCAUGCUGAUUCAGAGGGCGAAGCUGGCGGUCAAGCUGAGGUUGCAAGAGUGGAAUUCGGCGGAAGUGGAAGCGAGGAAGCAGAAGCAGAAGCAGAGAGGAAGGAAUGAUGGGAGAGAAGCCGCCAUGGGGAUCUCUGAUGACCCCAUUUUAGAUAAGGUCAAUGGGGACCAGGUUCUUGACACGAUGGCUGGCUCUGAUAACCCAGAUGAAGAAGAUGACGCCCAUAGACCCAUAACAUUAACUGUUCCAGACCCAGACUUCCAUGACUUUGACGUGGAUCGCUCAGAGAGGUCCUUCGGGGCAGACCAGGUUUGGGCCACCUACGACGAUGAAGAUGGGAUGCCCCGACUCUAUGUGAUGGUCCAGAGGGUCCUUUCCUUUAAGCCGUUCAACAUCCAGCUGAGCUUCCUCAACUCCAAGAGCACCUCUGAGUUUGGUCAACUCAACUGGAUCGGCUCGGGCUUCAGGAAGACCUGCGGGGACUUCAGAGUGGGCCGGUACGAGCCCCGCGACACGGUUAACAUUUUCUCCCACAGAGUGAGAUGGGAGAAGGGCCCACGGGGAGCUAUCCGGAUCCUUCCCCAGAAGGGCGAUGUCUGGGCCAUUUAUAGUAACUGGUCUCCAGACUGGAGCGAGCUUACCCCCGAUGAGGUCCUGUACAAGUACGACAUGGUGGAGGUGGUGGAGAAUUACUCAGAGGAAGGCCUCCGGGUUUACCCGCUGGAGAAGGUCCACGGAUUCAAGGCGGUCUUCCGCCGCCGCCUUUGCCAGGAUUCCAUCAGGAGGAUCCCCAGAGAGGAGAUGUUCUGCCUGUCGCACCAGGUUCCUUAUCAUUUGCUCACCGGCAGAGAAGCAGAAGAUGCCCCCAAGGGCUGCUACGAGCUGGACCCGGCGGCUAUUCCUCUUGAUCUUUUCCUGCCGAGCUCGGAGGCAGCGGCGGAGACGGUGAAGACGGUGAAGCCCCAAGAACAGGCUUCUGUUACUUGA